GCAACCAUUAAGCUGAUACGCUGGGCAUGCUCAUUGGCGUUUUUAUCCGGGGAGUUUAGUCAGUGACGUCAGGCACGAGGCCCUUUCCCGUAUUCAGUCAAAAAGGCCGGUUCUGUUGUCUUCAGUCGGGCACAAAUAUUCCUUGCCAGCAUUUAAAAUGGGAGAUAAGAAGAUAAAACUUGGCUUUGCUGAAAAUUUUGCCCUCAGUGGAGUUGCAGCCGUGAUCUCGAAGACUGCAGCUGCCCCCAUCGAGAGAGUGAAGCUCCUUGUCCAGAACCAGAAUGAGAUGAUUAAAGCCGGUCGGUUGGCUGAGCCUUACAAGGGCGUCAUUGACUGCACCGUGCGCACAUUCAAAACAGAAGGUGUUCUUCCAUUCUGGCGUGGUAACCUUGCCAACUGUCUAAGGUACUUCCCAACACAGGCCUUGAACUUUGCCUUCAAGGAUCAAAUUAAAGCUUUGUUUAAAAGCAGCAAGAAGGAUAGCUAUGGCGUUGGGUUCGCCAAGAACGUCGGCUCUGGAGGAUUGGCUGGUGCGAUGUCUCUCGUCUUUGUCUACUCCCUUGAUUACGCCCGAACGCGGUUGGCAAAUGAUGCCAAAGCGUCUGGUAAAGGAAAGGGCGAAAGGCAGUUCAGUGGUAUGAUCGAUGUGUACCGCCAGACCCUGAAGUCGGAUGGCUUCGUCGGACUCUACAGAGGUUUUGUCAUUUCAUGUGUCGGCAUCGUCGUCUACAGAGGCUGCUACUUCGGCUUCUACGACACAAUCAAGCCCAUCAUGCUGGGUGACAACGCUGGCCUGGCUGCAUCUUUCGCUCUCGGUUACGUCGUCACCAUUAGCUCCGGCCUCGUCUCCUACCCCAUUGACACAAUCCGACGACGAAUGAUGAUGACCUCCGGGGAAGCUGUCAAGUACAAGGGAUCCAUUGACUGCACAAUCCAGAUUCUGAAACACGAAGGUUUCAUGUCUUUAAUGAAGGGAGCUGGCGCCAACAUCCUCAGAGGUGUUGCUGGUGCAGGCGUCUUGGCUGGCUUUGACAAGUUCAAAGAAUACUACUUGAAAUGGAGAGUUUCAAUCGCCAAAUAAGGAUAGUUGCUAUUAGAUACAAAUUGAGCCGGGUGAAAUACUGAGGGUUUUUUUUUUAAAGAAGAGAAGUGUUAAAAGAUGAUCUGUAAUGUAAUAUAAAAAAAAGUGUGGUGUCCUGACUUGUUAAUUUUUUUGACUAUAUUAGCAGAUUUUGAAAAUGUUAUAGGCUGUGUGACUUACUAUUGUUGUACCUUUGCAUUGUUUUGGCCUUUUAUAGAUAACUGUACAACUGGACCAUUAUUAAAAAGAAAAAAAGAUGAACUAUUAAAUGAAAUUUACCGAG
Messenger RNA from Gigantopelta aegis, 1364 nucleotides. Its product is annotated as ADP,ATP carrier protein 3, mitochondrial-like. Gene Ontology annotation, molecular function: ATP:ADP antiporter activity. Lineage: Eukaryota; Metazoa; Mollusca; Gastropoda; Neomphalida; Peltospiridae. Gene Ontology annotation, biological process: mitochondrial ADP transmembrane transport; mitochondrial ATP transmembrane transport. The record is from RefSeq and is a predicted model, not a curated record. Gene Ontology annotation, cellular component: mitochondrial inner membrane. The transcript has 2 exons. Bases 158 to 1081 code for a protein of 307 amino acids.